AUGAUGAUCGGGAAAGUAAGAUUGGAGCAGCAGUUUAAACAAGAGGAGGAGAGGAGUACAGAAGAAACGAUUUCAGAAGAUCAAAAAAUUAAAAGGGAAAGUACAGCAAUUGAAAUAGAGAGCGAGGAGGAGUUGUACGGAUUGGCUCUCAUACUCCGUAACACAGAAGACGCCGCCAAAAAGAGCCGUGAUUUGACAGGGAUACCAGAUAAAGAGCGGUCUGAUGAUCAUGAAAGCAGUAGAGGAGAGAAAACAAAUGGACCGUCUGAAAACAAAGAGAAAGCCUGUUUAAGAUGUUGUCAAAAUAUUAACAGAAGCCUCAUUAUUUACAAAAGUUUUUACUUCUUUUUCUUUUCGGCUGUGGGUUCUUUAUUUCCUUAUCUCGCAGUGUUUUAUAAACAGCUAUGGCUUUCCGCCCAUGAAACAGGAAUACUGAUCGGAAUCAGACCAUUGAUUCAGCUUUUCGGAACGCCUAUGUGGGGAGUCAUCGCAGAUACAUACAAGAAAAGCAAAGUGAUCUUUGUGGUGUCACUAGUUGCAUGGUUGGUAUCGAACUAUUCCUUGUCUCUCGUAUCUCCUGUUUUUCAUUUGGGCGUUUGCAAUGAUAACGCUACCUUAACAAUCAUCCAAGAAAUUAUGAAAGAAAUGAAAAACAGAACGAUCUCACAGAAGAAUAACACAACUCAUCAUAAACAUUCCACGCAUAAACCCUCCAUACCUCUUUCAGCAAACUCUGGAAAUUCUAGUAAUCAUUGGUUUGAGAUAGUCAGGAAAGAGAGGGCAAAACAUCCUUCGAAGCGAAACGCAGGUCAACCAUUGAAGUAUACACUUCAAAACAAAGUAAACAAAGUGCUUCAGGUAAAUUAUCAUGUAAACAUUUUGUACGAUUUGAUGGAAAAAACCGACAGUACUUUGGUUUCUAAAAGAGGAAUCAAACAGAUACAUCGAUUUUUAGACAGAUCAACACUCCAUACAAGUAGCCCCCCGAUAGUGAACAAGUCAAUGGUUCGUAAGCGAAGUGUUUAUAAAGGAAGAUUUCUUCAUGCGUCACUCAACGAUAAUCAAAGAGGGAGCAAUAACAAACGUCUAAUCACAAUAGGACAGUGCUUCAAAUUGGGCAGUGAUGAACAAAGGUUACGCCGAGCCAGCUUGGAUAAAAGCGCACUGAUGUCCAAACCAGAUAUCUUAACACUUUUCAUGAAUUCAAGUAGUAUCAACGAGGACGGGGUUUUCAUUCAAUUUUACAGCGGAUGGAUGGAAAGAGUUUUCGACUCCCUGAACAUGGCUGGGGAGUAUCCAUGGCCUCUGGACACAGUGGCGGACUAUGAGUCAACACAGGAGGCACAUGAGUGGCUAAAUCCACAUGAUCAUGACUUGUUUACCAUCCUGUUUGUUAUCACAGCUACUGGUACACUGAUUGCUGCACCAGCUAUUACCUUAGCUGACACUGCCACACUGCAGAAGCUUGGUGAGUAUAUUGAAGUUGUCGAUAUUCAAAAAUUUUCUUGAUUAUUUCUUUUGGAAACAUACGUAAACUUUGUUGUGAUACCUUGUUUUACUUCUAAGUAGAUUUUUUGGGUAAAGCAAUGAAAUACGUUAUUGAUAUCACAACACUACUGAUAACAUGUAUAAGUAAUAGUGGUGGUACUAGUAGUAGUAGUAGUAGUAGUCAUAGUAGUAGUAGUAGUAGUAGUACUAGUGGUAGUAGUAGUAGUCAUAGUAGUAGUAGUGAUCGUGAUCGUGAUCGUGACCGUUAUUAUGAUUGUAUGUUUUCCUUCGUAAGGUAACAGGCCAGAGGACUACGGCAAGCAGCGUUUAUGGGGAGCGUUUGGCUGGGGACUAGCAGCCUUUAUUGUUGGAUCAAGUCUAAGCACAGUUGAGGAACUGAGUAACUGUAACAAUCCUUUGAGUGUAGAUUACCUGCCAUGCUUUUACGCUUUUGCGUGUCUAAUGGGCGUGGCUGUCUUGAUUGGUGCUUUGUUUGAGUUUGACGAAAAAGAGUUACACGAAAGUAGCAUCUGGCAAGGGCUUGCAUUGUUGUGUGACUGUCAAUAUAUAUACUUCAUCUUCACAAUUCUGUUCUGUGGAAGUGCACUGGGCUUUAUAGAAACUUUCUUGUUUUGGCAUUUGCAAGAUUUAGGCGGUACACAGUUCUUGUUCAGUACCAUCACUGCCAUCCACUGUAUUUCUGAGGUGGCAGUUUACAGUUUUUCUGGUACGUUCAUCAAAUGGCUAGGGCAUCACCGGGUUUUGUACGUUGGACUUUCAUGCUAUAUAAUCAGAUUUUUUGGCUAUGCCCUUAUAACAAACAGCUGGGUGGUACUACCUUUUGAGAUCCUUCACGGCUUGUCCACAGCAGCCGUAUGGUCAGCGGCCGUCGUCUUCGUGGGACUCAUUCCCGGGGCGCCUGCAACAAUGCAGGGAAUUCUUGGUGGUGUGCACUGGGGUCUGGGUAAUGGUGGUGGAGGAGUGCUCGGUGGAUUAUUAAUCACUUACGCUGGUGCUACCACCUCUUUCCUCAUAUUUGGAGUAAUCAGCAUAGUAGACUUGAGUUUAUUCAUACUUUUGAACAACAUGGAAUUUUUCAACUGUUUUGAGUGGUCCAAAGGGAGUGGUACACAAUCAGAGUAUAGUCCAGUAGAAGAUGAAGCCUAUAAAAAUGAAAAACUAGAACCAGAUUAUGACGAUCUUUACUGA
Molecule: messenger RNA, 2697 nt
Organism: Pocillopora meandrina
Lineage: Eukaryota; Metazoa; Cnidaria; Anthozoa; Scleractinia; Pocilloporidae
Source: the annotation of a GenBank genome assembly